AACGUUUGGCUGUAGUGCGGUGUUGUUAUAUAUAUUUAGCUCGUGACACGAAUACGAUCUAUCGUUUUAGACCCAAAGGUGAUCGAGUCCACAAAAUGGAGGCGGACAAGAUCCGGUGGGUAGCAAGCAAUACAAUUAUUAUUAUUUUUAUUUACUUAUCUAUUAUGGGUGUAAAUGGUUCGGAUACUUGGCAAAAACCCGGUUGCCAUAAAGUAGGCCAUACAAGAAAAAUAAGUAUUCCAAAUUGUGUGGAGUUUCGUAUAACGACUAAUGCAUGUAGAGGCUAUUGUGAAUCAUGGGCAGUUCCUUCACCAACUGAUACACUUAUUAUAAAUCCUCACCAGAGUAUUACAUCAGUGGGACAAUGUUGUAACAUUAUGGAUACUGAAGAUGUGGAAGUGAACGUGUUAUGUUUGAAUGGCGUCAGAAAGUUGGUGUUCAAAUCAGCCAUCAGCUGUUCUUGUUAUCAUUGUAAGAAAGAAUGAUAUCCGUGAAUUGCGUUAAUCUUGAAUAAAAUUCAUGCUUCAAGACACUUACAUAUAUAUAUUUUUUCACAUAGAAUUUUCUAACAACGAAAAUUGAUGAAUAAAAUAUAAUUUAGUUACCUGUACUAAUGUUACAUUCAGUUGUCUGUAUUAACAUUAAUGUAAUUUUAUUGCAUACUCUUUUUCUUCACAAUACCUGAAUUAUAGUAUUUAAAAUUAUCUAUUUAUAUUAUUUUAUUGUUGUUUUCAUUUUAAAACAUCUAAAUGAUCUACAUA
Daktulosphaira vitifoliae (grape phylloxera) is the source of this 761-nucleotide messenger RNA. It is a transcript of the gene Gpa2, whose product is annotated as thyrostimulin alpha-2 subunit. Gene Ontology annotation, molecular function: hormone receptor binding. The record is from RefSeq and is a predicted model, not a curated record. The transcript has 4 exons. NCBI's taxonomy places the organism in Eukaryota, Metazoa, Arthropoda, Insecta, Hemiptera, Phylloxeridae. The coding region runs from base 96 to 485 and encodes 129 amino acids. Gene Ontology annotation, biological process: cell surface receptor signaling pathway.